Molecule: messenger RNA, 781 nt
Organism: Vigna umbellata (rice bean)
Lineage: Eukaryota; Viridiplantae; Streptophyta; Magnoliopsida; Fabales; Fabaceae
Product: putative calcium-binding protein CML26
Molecular function (GO): calcium ion binding
Source: RefSeq, a predicted model, not a curated record
CACCGUUCCAUUCACCUCACCAAUUUCGGUAACCUUCUCUUAUUCAUUAACAAAAAUAAAAAAGCUCUGUUUAUUGGAGAAGAUGGCCUCGAAUCCAAUUGCGACGGGAAAUGUCGACGCCGCUCCAAACUCUGACGCCAGUAACAAAUCCUCCGUCUACCUCCAAGACAUGGACGAGAUGAAGCGAGUCUUCAACCGCUUCGACACCAACGGCGACGGCAAGAUCUCCGUCAGCGAGCUGGACAACGUCCUCCGCUCCCUUGGAUCCGGCGUCCCGCCGGAGGAUCUCCAGGGCGUCAUAGACGACCUCGACACCGACCACGACGGUUUCAUUAACCUUUCCGAGUUUGCCGCGUUCUACCGCGCAGAAACCGCUGACGGUGGCGACACAGAGGUCCAGGAUGCCUUCAACAUGUACGACCAGGACAAGAACGGGCUCAUCUCCGCCACCGAGCUCUGCCAGGUUCUGAACCGCCUCGGAAUGAGCUGCACCACCGAAGAAUGCCACAACAUGAUCAAAUCCGUCGAUUCCGACGGCGACGGCAACGUGAACUUCGCGGAGUUCAAGCGCAUGAUGAGCAACAACCGCGAAAAUACUUGCUGAAGAAAAAUAGAUUAGCAGCUUCUUGCUUUCUUUCCGUAACCUCUGACUCGUAGAUCUGCGCCUCUUGUGCUCUUUCAUUACUUUUCCCUUCGUUCUGUUAUUUAUUAUGUGUUCAAUCGCCCUGAGUAGAAUUAGAAUUAGAAAUUUAAGUGAAAAAUUAUUCCAAUGUUCUCCGUU